Knipowitschia caucasica is the source of this 1755-nucleotide messenger RNA. The record is from the annotation of a GenBank genome assembly. Lineage: Eukaryota; Metazoa; Chordata; Actinopteri; Gobiiformes; Gobiidae.
AUGUGGAUGGUGUGUGUGCUCGCGCUGGUCUUGUCCGUCGCAGGAAGUGGUGUCAAAGUGCCAGAUAAGCCCCGCCUCCCGAACUUUGUCCUGAUCAUGGUGGAUGACCUGGGCAUCGGGGACAUCGGCUGCUAUGGAAACCACACCAUUCGGACCCCUCACAUCGACCGUCUGGCCUCAGAAGGGGUCAGGCUGACUCAGCACCUCUCUGCAGCUCCUCUCUGCACCCCGAGUCGCGCCGCCUUCCUCACGGGACGCUAUGCCCUGCGCUCCGGCCUAGGCAGUGCAGGUCGGGUGCAGGUGCUGCUCUUCCUGGGGGGCUCCGGGGGCCUGCCUCCCUCUGAGACCACCUUCGCCAAGAGGCUGCAGCAGCAGGGCUACACCACCGGCCUCGUGGGGAAGUGGCAUCAGGGCGUGAGCUGUCAUCACCGGGACGAUCACUGCCACCACCCGAACCAACACGGCUUCAGCUCCUUUUACGGCUUGCCCUUCACCCUGUUCAACGACUGUGUCCCGGGCCAGGGCAGUGACGUGCUGGCCGACCUCCAGUCCACCCUGCGCAGCCUCACUCUGCUGCUCGGGCUGGGACUGGUCACGCUGGUGUGUGUGCGGCACUGCGGCCUGGUGGACCUCAGCCCCUCUCUGCUCCUCUUUCUCCUCUUCCUCCUCUUUUGCCUCGCCUCGGUGUGGGUGCUGCCGUUCACACUGCUGCGUCGCUGGAACUGUGUGCUGAUGCGGGACGGAGAGGUGGUGGAGCAGCCCCUCAUAGUGGAGACCCUGCCCCAGCGCCUGCUCAAGGAGGCCAAGGACUUCAUCCACAGGAACCAGGAUGGCCCCUUCCUGCUCUUCUUCUCCCUGGUGCACGUCCACAUACCUCUCUUCACAAACCCUGACUUUAUGGGCAGAAGUCUCCACGGUCUCUAUGGCGACAACGUGGAGGAGGUGGACUGGAUUGUAGGCCAGGUGACGCAGACCAUAGAUUCGCUGGGCCUGUCCAACCACACGCUCAUGUACUUCACUUCGGACCAUGGGGGACACCUGGAGGACCGUGACGCCACAGGGCAGAAGGGCGGCUGGAACGGCAUCUACAAAGGGGGGAAGGCCAUGGGGGGCUGGGAGGGGGGGAUCCGGGUACCUGGAAUCUUCCGCUGGCCCGGGACGUUGCCCCCCGGCAGAGAGGUGCACGAGCCCACCAGCCUCAUGGACCUGUACCCCACACUCAAGCACUUGGCUCGGGACACAAAACCUGACAGACUCUUGGACGGUCAUAACCUGAUGCCUCUCUUGGAUGGGACAUCCCAGAGCUCUGAGCAUGAGUUCAUGUUCCACUACUGCGGGAAAUACCUCCACGCUGUCCGCUGGCGUCCCCCUGGAAGUGACUCUGUGUACAAAGCCCACCUGUUCACCCCUAACUUCUCCCCGGGGGGCGCUGUGGGCUGCUACCACACCCAUGUGUGCAUGUGCCACGGCGAGUAUGUGACCGCACAGACUCCGCCCCUUCUGUACGAUCUGAGCAGAGACCCCUCGGAGUCCCGGCCCCUGAGCGCACAGAGCGAGCCGCGCUACCACGAGGCCCUGCGGCGCAUGGAGCAGGCUGUGCACGCACACCAGGACACGCUGAGGGCCCAUGUUCACCCCGAGGGCCCCUCUGCUCAGCUGUCCUGGGGCCACGUGCUCUGGAGACCCUGGCUCCAGCCGUGCUGCGGGACAUUCCCCUUCUGUGCCUGUGAGGAGCAGGUGCACAGUGCUGACUGA